GGUAAAAGGCAGAAUGGGCAGGAUCUUGGAACCGGCCUGGCUUUGAAAGGCAUGUCGAGCUGCUAAGCCAUCUGGGAGUAACGGCAGCCAUGGCUGGCCCAUUCCUGGCCUGCGCUGGGUGACGGGCAGAGAGUGGCUGCCUGGCACUCUCAGUCUUUUCCCUGUUAAUGAUGCCUCGCACGGCCGAAGCUCCAGCCCCGAGAAAGAUGCAGAGGAGAUAGAGGAGCCCACUGAUGAGGAUGGCUUGACUCAUUUCUCAGAAAUGGAAGGGGUGGUACGGAGGUCAAGGCAAACUGUAGGGGCAAACCGACAGGACCGGAAACUGCAGAAAUACAGAGCGCAGCGUCUGGCAAGCCAUCUCCAAGGAGAUGUGGCUAAUGAGUCGGAGAACCAGCCCCGUCCAGAGAAGCUCAGCCAGUCACCCCUGACUGAACGACCCUACUCGUACAAAUCAUUCAUCUCCCAAGUGCCACUAAGACUCCUAAUCAAAGUGAGUGGGCAGAGAAGUGGUCUGGGCAUCAGCAUUGCAGGAGGGAAAGGCUCCCUGCCCUAUAAGGAGAAUGAUGAGGGCAUCUUCAUUUCCAGGGUCAGUAAAGGAGGCCCAGCGGAGAAGGCAGGAGUUCAUAUAGGAGACAGAGUGCUGGAGGUCAAUGGUCAGGACAUGCGUGAAGUCAGUCACCAUGAGGCGGUCAGUGCCCUGCGCAGUGCCGGGAGCUGCAUUAAGAUGAAGGUGCUCCGGGAGAGAUCCUCACCGCCAGACAGUCGAAUGUCCCAGGAGCAGGACAUGACUGAUUCUGAGGCUCUAAUGAUUAGCCGCCAGUGGAUUGACUCCUGCCCGGAGUCCACGCUGGACCGCAGUCCUUUGGUUAGCAAGAUCGAAGCUGUGGUCUGCAAUGGCAAAGGUCUGAGUGACCUGGCUCAGGAGAUAAGGCCGGGGAAAGACAGGGAGAGCAUGCUUAAAGCCAGCACCCUGCCGGCUGCGAAACACACCAUGACGAUACCUCGGAUCAUUCUGACUCAUCCCUCUACCUCGGAUGAAGACGUGGAGCCCCUGACCCACGGUGCGGACAGCAGCGACUUUGAUGACCUCGACGACCCCGAUGACCACGUCUACUCAGAUGUCAACAGCGCUUUCUACCCUCCGUGA
Molecule: messenger RNA, 1147 nt
Organism: Pygocentrus nattereri (red-bellied piranha)
Lineage: Eukaryota; Metazoa; Chordata; Actinopteri; Characiformes; Serrasalmidae
Product: disks large homolog 4
Exons: 8
Coding region: 263-1147 (294 amino acids)
Molecular function (GO): protein binding
Source: RefSeq, a predicted model, not a curated record